AUGUCUAUGACUCGGCCUCUCGUUACGCAGCUUCGGCCACUGCAUACUCACCAGCAAUCGACGGAGGCAUCUCAGCCAAUCAGCUGGACCAGCUCUGUUGAGCCAAGACCUGAUGAAGAAACCGCCAUCAACGCAUUUGUGAAGCUUGUAUCUCAUCUGGUCGUUCUCGAUGAAGGAGAGAACUUUUGUAUUCAAGAUACUAAGCGAGGUGGUUUCAUCUUGGCUCAGUAUUCGAGUACUGAGAGGCAUGAGCUUGAUAGCUUCCGCUUUGUUAAACCUGAGACUCAUCAAGAUAUUCCAUCUGAUUUCUCUAUCGGUGAAGGCAAGAUCCUUCAGCUUCAUUUUAAAGAAAACCAAGUGCAACUCAAGACGGAUGCCAGUAUCAUCCCCGAGGCUGCUCUGAGGUCUCUUGGUUGCAUGCUAGACGAGAUUCUUACUGGAUCUGAAUGGACCCAGCCUUCUGUCCUCAACUUCCCCCCACGAUCUGAGCCCCUCUCCCUCACUCAUGAAGACGAGACUUUGACCGAUGAUGUUGCGAAGUGCUCACUUCUUCAUCACCAAUUCGAGAGGCGCGUGUCUGAGAGUCCUGACAGAAUCGCUAUUGACUACCUGACGGACCUCGAAAGUGGCAAGCGCGUGAUCUUUACAUAUCGUCAGAUCGCAAACGCAGCGACAGCGCUGGCAGGCAAGAUCGCGAAGGCCUGCGAGGAGUCAACGCAGCCUCUCAAAACAGUCGCAGUGCUCAUUGGCCCAUGUCCAGAACUCUACAUCUCCUAUCUAGCAGCUCUAAAGGCGGGAGUAGCCUUCUGUCCCAUCGCCGUGGACGCACCCAGAGAGAGAAAGGACGGUUUGAUGGCAGAUUUGAAGCCAUCUGCCUUGCUUACAACAACGUCUCUAUGGGAAUCACAGUCGUCAUCUUUCCUCGGCUCCCCCUCAAAGACUAUCGACGUGACUCCCUUCGUGCAGGCUUGCGAUGCUGAACCAAAGGAACAGGCAGCAUUAGCACCAAUGAGUGCGAACAACUUGGCAUACAUCCUGUACACAUCAGGAACAACUGGACUGCCCAAAGGUGUGGCUGUCAGCCAUCUCUCAGCCUCAUGUACCAUCUCUGCCCUGAGCGCCCACUACGGUUUUCCCCAAGCAUCUCCUACAUCCAAGCCUGUCAGGUGGUUCCAAGGCGCUGCACCGACCUUUGACAUCUCGCUAUUCGAGAUCUUUUGGACUCUUAGUACGGGCUCAGCGCUCUGCUGUGCGCCUCGAGAAUUCACUCUGCAAAACAUCGACAAGGUUGUCACUACCUUGGAGGCUGAUAUCACCAAUAUCACGCCGAGUUUCGCUAGCUUACUUGAUCCCUCUUCUAUCAGUGGACUCAUGGUCGGUGGUGAGACCUUGAAUGCUCGGCUUCUCCAGAACUUUGCUCCCUACAACUCAACCGCGACGGAGGAAACUAACCAAGUGCCGAAGGGCAUUUACAACGGAUACGGACCUACCGAGACGGCUAUCUACUGUAUUGCACAGCCCCAUGUGCCUGAAGGCCAGCGCGGAUCCGUUAUCGGAACACCCUUAGCAACUUGCUCUGUUCUUAUCGUUCGGGGCCAGACAAGUCCUCAAGCUAGCGAAAGCUUGAAGCCCCUCCCCAUGGGCGCAGUGGGAGAACUUGUCAUCACCGGACCUCAAGUUAGCAGAGUGGGCUACCUGAACCGGCCAGAUGAAACAGCCGCGGCAUUCCGAGAUGACCCUCGAUGGGGCCGCAUCUACAUGACUGGUGAUAGGGCCCGAAUUGUCUGGGACAAGACCGGUUCUCCCAUGGUGGAGUUUUUGGGCAGACUCUCUGAUGACCAAGUCAAGCUCAGUGGACGGCGUGUUGAGUUGGGUGAGAUUGAGAGUGUUCUCGCCAGUAAGGUCCCUGCUAUCAGAGAGACUCUCUCUUGCGUAUGGAAGCAGGCUGCAGAAGCGGGUUCAGAGAAGGUCGUGAGUCUGGUGGUUGUUGAUCCAAGUGAGGACUUCGAGGCUGUACGCCAGGCAUGCUUGGAGGCGUCUCAGCAUCAUCUACCUGACUACAUGAGACCUUUCAAGAUUCUGAGAGUCGAUGCGCUUCCGAGAUCUGCUUCUGGCAAGGCAGAUCGUAAGGCAGCUUUGGCGUUGGUCAAUGAGAUGCUGAAGACCGAGCUUGAUGACCGAGGACCUACCAACCGCGGUAUGGCCGAGAGCAUUGAGCCCCUCGAAGAUCCUGGUGAUGCAGAGCUUGAGCAGGAGCUCAUCUCAAUCGCGAGUAAUGUCCUCAGCGACUCGCCUACUUCAGGUCCAUCCAUCACUGCAAAGACAGUCCUUGCCGAAGCAGGUAUUGACAGUCUUCGUGCGAUGAGAAUCUUGCGAGACAUCAGGAAGCGCUGGCCAGGUUCCGAAGACCCUCGACUUGAGCCGUCACUGGCACUUCUCCUCGACAGCAGCGCGACCAUCCGUUCCGUUUUCUUCCCCAGCAGUCAAGACGCCGAUGCCUCAACCACCAAAGCUGGCAAGCAAGCCAGGACAAAGGCUCAACUUGAGACAUUCUCCACGAAGCACACAUCGGAGGUUCUGGACAAACUUAGCCUUUCUGGGCCAGACAUUGAGAUGAUUCUGCCUGCAACUAGCACCCAGAGUCAGCUGGCGGUGAGCUUUGCCAUGGGCAAGCGCAACUACAUCAGCCAUACCACGCUCAGACUCAAGCCUGAUGUCUCAGUACAAACCCUCAAGGAUGCCGUCGAGAUGACGAUGUUGAGACAGGCCAUCUAUCGAACGGCAAUGCUCCCCUGCGACGACGACCUUUCCCCGUUCCUCCAAGUGGUUUUGACGCAAGACGCAUGGCAGAGACUAAGUGGUAACUCUGGUCGGAUUACGCACAGGAAAGCCAGCCCUAAUAGUAUCUCUGGUGACGCGCAAGCCUGGUUGGAUCUUGCGGAGGAGGAACUCAGCCUAGAGUCGCAUAGACUGUACCAAGUACAGAUCAUUGAUCCCGAAGAGGAUGACAGUGGCGGUCUAUUGAUCAUCAGCACUGCUCACUGCGUCUGCGACGGACCUUCACUUGAAGUGCUUAUGGCAGACAUUACCCGUCAAUACUGUGGUCUUCAGCCACUUCCACGUCGAGGGAUCUACGACGCUGUUUUCGAUUGGGCAUUCAAUGUCAACACAGAGACAGAUCAAUUGUGGCAGAAGGCUCUUGAAGGAUGGGAGACUGAGCCGCUUGGGGCCAUCAGCGGUAACAACGUCAGGCCAACUUCAACCAGGACUCGUCAACAUGCUAUGGUACAACACACCAGCCCGAUACCUUGGGAGCUUCUUGGGAGUAAGAGCAGGUCACUGGGAGGCUCUCCACUCACAAUACUCCAAGCGUCUUGGGCCAUGCUUCUACACAUCCUUUCCGAGGCAGAUACAGAUGACGUGACAUUUGGCAGCGUUCUUUCAGGUCACGAUCAAUUCGUCCACGGCCCAACAUUUUCUGUUGUACCUUGUCGAGUUGCCUUACCUGAAGCGCAGACUCUGAAGAAGCUCGUCAACAGCUUGAUGGACCACUCCAGAUUUGCCCAGAGUCACAGGCACACAUCCUUUGGUGUCUUCAAGACACUCCCCUACAACACUGCACUCGCCUUGCAAGCAUAUCCCCAACCUGGAGAUGAUGGAUCAGACAAAGCACCCUUACUCUGGACUGAGAUCUCGAACCCUGCUAUACGUUACGACUUUGCCAUGUUUGCUGAAGUCUUCCCCACGAACCCGAACUCGCCUGAUAGGAAUGGGAGAUUUGACGAUGUCGUCUUCAAGUUGACAUAUCGCAACGAGACAUUCUCAGAAACUUCCGCAACAUGCAUCGUGAAGCAGUUUGCUGCACUCACCGAGACUAUUUUGAAGUCACUGCCUGAUGAUCUGGUACAGAGUCUGCCGGCGCGCAUUGACAGAAGCCUAUUGUCUGCUGAGGGGGCGAUCCCAGUUGUGGAAGAAGGUUUGGAUGAGGCAGCCAGAGAGGCUCGCGACAGAGCUCAGCUUCUGCAUGCUCAGUUCGAGGAUCAAGCUGCAUCAACGCCAGAUCUUCUUGCACUCAGCUUCUACUCAUCACUCGACUCUGCGCCCGUUGAGAUGAGCUACACAGAGCUUGAUGCUAGAGCUAACGGUCUGGCGAACAUAUUACGCGAGCAAGACAUUGACAUCAUUCCAAUUUGUAUGGAACGCAGUGUCGAGCUAUACGUAGCUGUCCUGGCUAUUCUGAAGGCUGGAUCUGCGUGGUGUCCUAUUGACACAACGUCCCCAGUUCAACGUCGAACGUCUCUCAUCGCUCGAGCGCAGAGUAAGGUGCUUCUCACAACAACCGAGUCUCUUCCUCUCGUAGAGCCUUGCCUUGCUCAAGACGCCCUGAAGGAUGUACAAGUCAUUCUGGUGGACAAGUACAAUGAUCACAGUACAUCGGUCCGAGCGAAACCACGCAACAGUGUCUCCAAGAUCACAGGACAGGACUUGGCAUAUCUUCUGUGGACUUCCGGAACAACAGGUGAGCCCAAAGGUGUCAUGAUUCAGCACAGCGCUGCUGCCCAAGCGAUGCGCGACCUGCAAGUCCUCGUUGAGCACGACGAUCGUGAGCAGGUUCGAACCUUGCAACUCUCUGCCUACAGCUUCGAUGUCUUCGUGCAAGACCUGUUCUAUACUUGGGGCCUGGCUGGAAGUGUCAUCAGCGGCACACGAGAGCUGGUCUUGGGCACGUUCACCGAGUUCAUCUGGAAGUCUCGUCCGACCCACGCUCAUCUGACACCUUCAUUCGGAGCCAGUAUUGCAGUACAGGAACUAAAGGGUUCAACUCUUCAGUACGUGACGUUUAUUGGCGAGAAGCUGACGGAAGACGUCGCUGAGGCCUGGGCGCAUCCCGACAUCACGACUCGUGCAUACAACACGUACGGCCCAGCUGAGAACGCCGUCGUCUCUACGAUGCGACAGUUCUUUGGCAAGAGUCGAGACAAUGCUAAGGCUGCUAACGUUGGCUUUCCAUUGGAUCACUGCACGGCCUACGCUGUUCGCGAGGUUGAGACCUCACAGGGUACCAAGCGAUGGGAGCUUGUUCCUCGGUACGGAGUUGGUGAGCUUGCUCUGGGCGGUGCACAAGUCGGCAAAGGAUAUCUUGCAAAUGAGGCCAAGACUACCAAGGCUUUCAUCCAGGGUGGUCCGGGCAUUGACGAGCGUAUCUAUCUCACUGGAGAUCUUGUACGAUUGAACGAUCACGGCUUCGAGUUUCUCGGCCGGAACGACGAUCUCGUCAAGAUUACGGGCAUCCGCAUUGAGCUCAGUGAAAUCAGCGCAGCGUGUGCAAGUCUGAAGGAUGAAGACGCUGCGGUUGAACAUGUCGAGACAUUGUAUCUUCAGCGUCCAGGCGCACCCGCGAUUAACAACAACAAAGUCGUUGUCACCUUUGUCUCUGUCAAGGCUAGCAACGUCGACACUUCUGAGAUCAGAUCCCAGGUGUUCAAGCGGGCCAAAGAUCUCUUACCUGCUUACAUGGUGCCUGGCCACGUUGUUGUUCUGGAUACAACCAUGCCGAGAACUGCCUCUAACAAGGUCGAUCGUAAGGCGCUGCAGGCUAUCUACGCCGAGUCAGAUCUCAACGUAUUGGCUGGGAGAGAUGACUCGACACAAGCGCAAGGGCAUAGCAGUCAGGCUAAGCAGCAGUGGACAAAGUAUCAGCUACCUAUUCUCCAGACAAUCGCCGGACAUUUCAACAUCCCAACAGAGAACCUCUCUCCGGAUGACAGUUUGGCAGGUCUCGGUCUCAGCUCACUGCAAGUUACCAAGCUUGCUUGGUUGCUAAGACGAGAGCUCAAGUGUCAAGUUGGAGUUCUGGAUCUCAUGAGGUGUGAGUCUCUUGGAGAACUUGUCGAUGUCACGCUCAGCCGAAUGCCAAAGGUGGCUGAGGGAGACCAGUCUACCCAAUCAGGAGAGACAGAAACAUCAUGGCUUGCGUCAAUCAAGAAGGCGCUUACUGACAACAUCAAUGGGGAUAUGCGUCCGUCUGAUACUCUGUACAUCCUCCCCGCAACACCCAUGCAGGAGUCCCUCAUCGUUGAGACCAUGCUCGAGCCACAAGCCUACUGGGCUCAUCGUAUCUUCUAUCUCGGCCACUUAGACGAUAUCGACGAACGUCAAUUGAAGAGAGCUUGGACUGCCGCAGCCAAGCGCUUCGACAUCCUCCGAACUGUCUUUGUCCCCUUGACGCAGCUAGACGUGGUUGGCAGCGACAACACAGUUUCUUGGGCUCGUGAGAAGGGUGUUCACUCUACGAUCCUACAGUUGAUUCGCGAGAAGCCGAGCUUGCACUGGUAUCAGAUUCGCUCUGAGGAGAACCAGGGCCUUGGUGAACUGGCUAAGAAGCUGCAGCUUGAGUUGUCUCCAACCACCACCAUUGAGACGCCAUGGGCUGUUACCUUUGUCGAAGACACCAAGAAGAUGAUGCUCAGUAUGCAUCAUGCCCUCUACGACGCCGUAGCUUCCGAUAUCUUCUUGGAGACUGUCACAAGCUUGUAUCACAUGGAGUCUGUCGGAGAUGUUAACCGAGUUGUGCAGUUUGAGACUGGCCUGAGCCUAGGGUUGUUGCCGACCCCAUCUAAGAGAGAUGAAGCAGCUGCGCUAUGGAGUCGGCGGCUGGACAAGAUCAGCAGAACGGCCAGUGGAGGCAUGUUGAAUGCACCUUUCCCUGAUCUCAAACAGUCUCGACGGAAACAAGCUCAGAAGAUUCUCAUGUCAAGGAAAGACAUUCCCGCUCCAUUCAUCCAGUUCACUUCAGGAGUAACACUUCCAACACUGCUCCAAUCCGCCUUUGGCUGCGUUCUCGCCUCAUACCUCGAACUCGAUGCCGUCGUCCUCGGUCACACCGUCUCUCAAAGAGUCCUCCACCCAGAUCUCGCACGUGUUGUUGGUCCCGCGAUAGCAACACUACCUCUCAUUGUCCGCUCCAAUGCUGCUUCGUCUGAGGAACUCUGGAAGGAGAUGGCCUCCGAGUCAGCACAGAUGUUCCAGAGCACACACAACCUUCACCCUGUGGAUGUCAAGAAGAUGCUCAAUCGAGGAAGUGGUAGUAGCAACGCUCCAUUCCCGGGUCUUUUUGUCUACCACCCUGCGCCAGAUGACAACCAAGCUGAAGCAAAUCAGUCCAUGUUCAAGGAGGCGGGACAGGCGUUGUCGCUCAACGUUGAACAUCCCCUUGCGCUGAACAUCUUUGAGGCGAAUGGAACGAUUGAGCUCACUGGAGAUGGACGUCGCAUUUCUCAGGCUCAGUUGGACCUUUUGCUGGACCAGAUCCUUGCCCAAGCGCAAGCUAUGACCGAGGCUCCGAAAGCACCUUUGACAGAGCUACAGAACAGAAUGGGCAAGAGUCUUCUGUCCAUCAGUGGUGAAGCAUCCAGUGAAGAGACCGAAGCUGUCAAUCCGACUAAGCACGUUUCAUUCCACGCAUCAGAGCAUCCAGAUUGGAUCGCCGUCGAGGAAGUCAUGUUCCAAUCCUCAGAUGACGAUGAGGAGAUUACCUCAAAGACCAUCACGUAUGCCCAGCUCGACAAGCUCACCAACGCCAUCGCUACGAAAUUGACCAAGCAUGAGGCUCGUCUAAAGCCUGAUGAUCCCGUAGCUAUGUGCCUUGGUAGAGAUAUCAAGUCCUUGGCAGUCACUCUGGCCAUUUUCCGCGCCGGAUUAGUGUAUCUUCCUGUUGACGAGGACCUACCACCAGCUCGUAAACAGCUCCUCAUUCGAGAUGCGGGUGCCAGACUUGUCAUCACAACCGAUGAGCUUGUCGGUGACUUGGGACUGGACGAUGCCCAUGAUCCCCCACUGUUGCUGCUCCCCGACAUGGACGAUGACAUCGACACCAUCUUGACAUGGCCUGUAUGUGAGAUCCCAUCAGCAACCGGCAUUGGCGGUUAUCUUCUCUACACCUCCGGAUCUACUGGUCGUCCCAAAGGUGUUCGGGUGUCCAACAGCAACCUCUGUCACUUCAUCUCUGCAUUCAGCACCCGAUUGAUUGAACACUCGCCUGCUACUUCAAGACUCGGUGGUACUGGGAAGUAUCUCAACUUGACUUCCCGCGCCUUCGAUCCUCACCUGACGCAACUGUUCGUGCCCUGGCACCUUGGUCAUCGGGUAGUUAUCGGCAAGGACCGCGCAACCAUGAUGGCCAAUCUGAAGGAGCUGAUCAACGAGCUGAAUAUCACACACUUUGGAUCUGUUCCCUCGGUGCUGAGCCAAUUGAGGCUUCGACCUGAAGAUGUUCCGUCUGUGAGAGUAGUCACUACUGGUGGGGAGAAGGCCUCGAACGAGCUUCUGAACACCUGGGCCCAGACACAAGACUCGGGCGCCACAGACGACCGGGCUGUUCUCUUCAACUUCUACGGCCCUACAGAAGUCACCAUCGGGUGUUUAGGCCAUGCUGUGCAUCAAGAUUCUAAUGCUCGCAAUCUCGGUCUUCCUUUGCAAGGUCUCGAGGCUCUACUACUGUGUCCUAACACCGAUGAUGACAGACUUGUCAUUGCUAGAAGAGGCCAGCCAGGUGAACUCUGCAUCGCUGGUCCUCAAGUGGCAAUGGGCUAUCUCAACCGUCCUGUCGAACAAGCCACGAGUUUUCAGACUAUUUCCCUCCCCGACGGCACCAGGAAGAGAGUCUACCGAACAGGCGAUAUGAUGAGGAUGAUGAACGACGGCUCGCUCGAGUUCCUUGGUAGAGCCGAUCAGCAAACCAAGAUUCGCGGACAGCGACUUGAGCUAGAUGAGGUCGUUGGGUUCCUGAAGCAAGUUGCCGCUGACAAGGGUGACUUUGACUUUGCAGCUACGGUUGCUUCCACCGGAGAUGAUAGCUCGAAUCAACAACAACAGCUGCUUGGCUUCAUCGCUAGGAAGACAAGUAGUCCCAAGAGUCAGGCUGAACUGGAGGUUGAGCUACUUGAGGCCCAAGAUGAGGAGUCGGCCUCAAUGCUCGAGAUGAUCGAGCACGAGUGUCAGGAUACACUCCCUGCCUUCAUGGUACCUACCAUUGUCUGGGUUUCCAAGAUCCCAUACCUUGCCGCCUCUGGCAAGGUCGAUACAAAGAUCUUGGGCCGUUUGGCAAAGGAAUUUGUAGCCACUCAGCGAGAUCACGACGGGGAUGACAAUAAUUCUGGAGGCCUGCUUGGAUCUGGGAACAGCUUGAGCGCGAAGGAGUCGAUUGUGGUUGCGGCUAUUGAAGAGGCUGUCGGUGGUAGUGUCAAGGCAUAUAGUACCAGCAGCAUCCAACGUCUUGGUAUCGACAGUCUUUCGGCGGUGAAUUUAGUCUCUCUUUUGAGAAAACGCGGGUUUUCUCAGUUGAGGAUGACACAUCUGCUCUCUUCAUCGUGCACAGUUGCAGAUAUUGCAAGACUUGCCGAUGAACAAGAGAGUGGCAGCCCGACUAACAGCACACCUCUGUCAACACCUCCAUCCACAGACGAUCUACACACCCCGACUUUCAGCGCAUCAGAUCUCGGUCCCCUUCCAGAAGGUCUUGACUUAUCCAACAUCGAGGCUGUUCUUCCUUGUCUUCCUCUCCAGUCUGCUCUCAUCGCGCGCUCUCUCGUUUGGCUCAGUGCCUCCAAUGAAAGAGAGAACGUCGAGGGGCAUGACGUUCCAUACGUGGCACAGUUCAGCUACCGCCUCAGUCACGGCACAGACAUCAACAGAUGGAAGAAGACCGCUGAAGAAGUCAUCGCCUCGGAAGCGAUGCUCCGAACUUGCUUCCUUCAACGCGAAGAUGACGGCCAGAUCUUCCAGAUCGUUCUUCGGUCGCUGCCAUCUUCUCCUCUUGAUGAUCAUGAGCAUCCAGCGGAUAUUGUGUCUCAGAUGAAUACGCGACCUCCCAUCAGACUACAGCUUUCCGAAAUCGACGGAGACGAGACCAUCGUGGCACUCAACAUCCACCACGCAUUGUUCGACGGUGUUGCUAUCGAGUCCCUCAAAAGCAAGCUUGAAGCGGCCUACAGCAGCCAGACGUCGGUAAUUGCUGCACCAAGUAGCUUAGCAACCUUGUCCUCCAUCUCGAAUCACUGCAGCCUAUCGGAUGAGCAGCUUGACGCUACAAGACGGUCGUGGCAACAACAACUGCAGGGCGUUCAACCAUGCCGACUUGGAGCUAUUGAUGAUAACAACACCAGUGGUACCAUGGCUCGUCAGACUCUUUGUUUUGCGUACACUACUUCCGAACUCAACGCCAGACUCAAAGCUCACUCUCUGGGGCCUGAGGGAACGGUAUCAGCAUCUUCCGCAUUCCAGCUGGCUGUCACUUUGUGCCUCGCCCAACUCACAAAGCAGCCAUCCAUUGUCUAUGGCUUCAUCAUGUCACUUCGGCCAUUGCUAGAUGGCGUUGCUAAUGAUGUUGACAACUUUGUUGGCCCAUGCCUCAACACUCUCAUUCGAGCCUCUACCAUCAACAGCCUCGAUGAGACUCUGCCCCAACUGGCUCAACGAGUUCACAAGUCUCACCUUGAUGUUUGCCAAGGUCCCAUGCCACUCGUCAGCGUUGACAAAGUACAGCGCUGGUCGGGAUCAGAGGACAAGCUCUUCGACAGUCUCUUGAGUAUCAACCUGGUGUCUGCCAACGAACCUAGUGACGCCAAACCAGGACAGAUGACCGCCUUACCUACUCGUAGCAGUAGUGACAUGGCUUUGGCGUUUGACGUGGAUCUCCAUGCUGAUGGAAAGAUCAUGCUGACACUUUCUUCUGCUGGAGCAUUGAACGUAGAGCAGCUCAAGGGUGUUGGCCAACUUUUUGAGAAGGUUGUGUACAGCUGCGCUGACAAGACUGUCAAAGUGUCGGAUGUUGUUACUUCACCUCUCACUGCAAAGGCCGUCCCAGCCCAAGACUCUAAUGGCCCUCGAAGCGACAACAUUUCAACAGCUACACCAAGUUACAGUCUGGCACUAUCUGAUGUUCAAGCUGCCCUCAGUCGCUUCGUCCAACUCAAUCCUUCUGAUCUGUCAUCAAAGGCUGACUCAACAUCUCUGUACCAGCUUGGUCUUGAUUCCAUCACCGUUCUCCCAUUCGUCAAGUCAAUGAACAAGUUACACAAGACCAAGCUGUCUUCACAUGCCGUGAUCAAAGCACGAACCAUCAAAGGCGUCGCUCAGCUUCUGCAAGAUGCAAAGGCAAAAUCUGCCUCAGUUGACACUGUCAAGUCGCAAUCCAGCAGCGAGCGUGUCAGCAGUAAGUUGAAUGACACUGAGGUCUAUGACAGAAGCCUUGAGCGUCUUGCCAAGAGUCUGAUGUUCAUCGCAACGCCACUCCAAGAAGGCAUGCUCAGCGCUUCUCUGGCUACCGAUGGCGAUGCAUACACUUAUGUCCAUACCAUCCAAAUUUCUGACUAUGCUCUUGCGAAUGAUACACCUAGUCUUGACAUGUUCUUUGCUGCUGUCAAGGACACUGUUCGAGCAUGUGAGAUCCUUAGGACCCGAUUCAUUUUCACUGAUGAUGAUGAGUCGCCGUGGGUUGGUAUCGUAUCUCCCACUGAGCAGAGUGACCGGGUUAGCUGGGAGGUUCAACCAACAGUGCCUGGUCGAGUUCACUUGCGAAUCCAUCAUGCCCUCUAUGAUGCAACAUCUAUCCAGUCAGUCUGGAGUAUUCUCCAAGAGUACUACCGUCGACGCCUCAGCAAUGACCCCACUGAUGGUGAUGGUGUUGACGAGCCGAAGCAUCUUUACAGGCCGUUUGCAAGGACUGUCGCCUCUUCACAGCGGGCCUCAAUUGCCUAUUGGACAGAUUCCGUUCGCGACUACACGUACACACCCCUCGACUUCCCCAGCGAUGAUCUCAAAGCAUCAUCUGCUGUGCAUUUCAGCUUGGACACGAGCAAACUUUCGCUGCUCCAGUCUAAAUGCCAAGAUGUCGGCGUGACCAUCAAAGCAGCACUUCAAUUAUCCUGGAUCAAGGUCUUGUGCGAGUCCCUUUACAGACAAGCUGACGUUGUUUAUGGAGAGGUUGUUUCGACGGAUGCUGAUGAUGAUGUUGCCAUCGUUGGCCCCGUCAUCAACACCUUGCCCAUGAGAGUACAACUUGGUGAUCCCGACGGCUGCAUCAGUGUCUCGCAGGCCUUAGCACUUGUGCAGAAGCAGAUUGACAGUGCAAGAGGCACCAAUUCAAUGGCUUCACUGAGGAAGAUCCAGACGCUCUGGAGAUCAGGGCAUGAUAAGGCAGAUGCACCAGCAGCUCUUUUCCAGAGUCUGUUCGUGUUUGACGGCGUUCUUGGGUCUUCAAACGCCAGCGAUGACUCGAAGAAGCUGUUCAAGUCCGUGCAGGCUGAAGCUAGUGACGCGACUGGGCCAGCCUAUGAUGACUACCCUCUAAUCGUGAGCUUCCAUAUCAGGGACAAUGUCCUCAAUGGUAAGCUGAGGGCCAAGUUGCCCCAGGGGCGGGUUGAUUCACUGGGCAAGAGCCUGAAUGCAGCCUUGGACCACGUUCUUCAUGAACGAGACGUGCCUAUCGUUGACACCAAGUCCCUCAACGCAGUCAGCAACACGCCACCUCAAGAGUCAAAGAUCGAUGCAACGGAGCCUGAUAUGAAUGGCUCGACUCCAACAGCCGAUGCAGCAUUGAAGCUUGUCGAGACGGUUGUCGGUACAAGGCGAGGUGGGAAGAAGAUUGGUUACAGCACGAGACUCAUCAGUGUUGGCCUGGACUCGAUAUUGGCCAUUCGACUAUCAAAGCUUCUGAAACAGCAACUUGGACUUAGUGUCAGUGUCUUUGAGAUCAUGAAGGGUGCCAGCGUUCGCGACAUCAUCACCCGCCCAGCAUCUUCGCGCAAACCAAUAAGAAAUGGCGCCCGGCAACAACCGGAGCCUCUUCAAGAAGGCUUCAAGUCGGCGAUAGCUAAGACCCUUGGACAUCCGGAACAUCUUAUCAAGUCUAUCGUCCCUGCUUUACACGGUCAGCGCUCCCACCUUGAGCUUUGGUUGCACAAUGGGAAGAGAUUCUUUGAAGCCCCGUGGGUUUACAGACUGCCCGAGGCUUUCGAACAGGAACAGCUGGCGACCUGUUGGUCUGAGCUUGUCAAAGCCCACGAUAUCCUCCGAACUACCUUUGCAACUGGAACGACCUCCGCGGAGCUGUACCAAGUCACCCUGUCAGAGGACUGGUCAGCCGCAUCGCGCUUCAUAGCGCUGCAAGACUCAUCCAAGAUUGUGGAGGAGUUGAUCGCGGGCCAUGUGAGUCAGGAAAAUGCCAAGGCAUCUGACCUGAAGGAGCCUCCAAUCCACUUCUCUUUCUUGGAAGCUGCAGACGGUAAAGCGGUUGUCUUGAGACUCCAUCAUGCACUUUAUGACGCAUGGAGUAUCAAGACGAUCGAGCAGAACCUCAACGAUCUUCUCGGCGGGGGCAAGAUCCUACAGCCGCGUCAAUCACUGGAGCAAGUUGUCCAGAGUAUCAGAGCAAUCAGACAACCUGGCGCCGAGGAAGCAUACUGGAGGCGACAUCUUUCCGGUGCUCAAGAGACAGUAUUGGGUUAUAGCGCUCAGCAUACUGUUCCAUCAGCGCAUGGCCCUCAGUUCAAGACGAGCUCCAACACCACCACUCAGAAUAGCAUCAGGUCGCUGUUGCAGAAGAGUAGCUCAGAGGUCUCUGGAGCUCUCAUUCUGUCCUACGCAAGGACCCUCCAGCACUUCACCCAGCGAACCAAGCCUACUUUUGGUCUCAACCAUGCUUCUCGAUCUCUUUCAUCACCUGAUGGGACGCAGACCCUAGAUCUGACUGCUGCGAGCAUCCCAACUCUUUCUGUAACGCCAUUCUCUAUUGACUUGGAGUCGUCGACAGAACAGCUACUCAGCUUCAUCCAGGACCAUCUCGCGCAGCUCAAUUGCUUCAGUCAGGCAGAUGGUGUUCGGAAGCUGGGUCCCAAGUUCAAUUCGCACUUGAACAUCAUCCACCGACGCGAUCAUGUGCCUUCUCAGAACGGGGAUUCCACAGACAGGCCGAAGGCUUUGCAGAGGUAUAGGCUCCCUGAGCCACUCGCUGCUGACUACUUCACAGCUACAGAGCCGUCAUCUACGGUCUCUGCCAUUGACGGUCUUGGCAUUACUCAUCUGCCUGAUUACCAUUUCUUCUUCAAUGUUAUUGUUAGCGAAAGUGGUGAUGUCACUGUGUCUGCGAGUGGCGAUAAAUCACUGUUUGACGGAGAAUUUACCGAGGUUGCUGAUUUGGUGGAUCAUUUUCUUACUGAGCUUUCCAAAGUCUCAGCACGAGAGGGUUGA
Molecule: messenger RNA, 14247 nt
Organism: Fusarium tjaetaba
Lineage: Eukaryota; Fungi; Ascomycota; Sordariomycetes; Hypocreales; Nectriaceae
Product: ferrichrome siderophore peptide synthetase
Exons: 2
Coding region: 1-14247 (4748 amino acids)
Biological process (GO): amino acid activation for nonribosomal peptide biosynthetic process; secondary metabolite biosynthetic process
Cellular component (GO): cytoplasm
Molecular function (GO): catalytic activity; phosphopantetheine binding
Source: RefSeq, a predicted model, not a curated record